AUGCCCGCCACCGCAACCGCUCGCAAGGCGUAUCGCGCCGACGCAAAGGCCAACCAUACGCUCUUGAGCGAGCAGGAGAGGGCGCGGCUGAUCAAGUCUCACUUGCCUCCCGUCAACGAUAUCCCGCCCGUCUCGAAGAGAAGCAAGCAACAAAAGUCGCACCUCGGCGUUCGCCGUUUCUUGAAGCAUGCGCUCUUCGUCGUCGUCUUCGCCAUCAUGCAUGGCAUCUUCUCCCUCUACAUCCGUCUGCGACAGGCCUGGAACAUUGUGCGCUACCAAAUAUCGUCUGUUCUGUACUACCACCACGGAACUCCGGAAUACAUUCGCAGGGACGUCGCUGGGCUUCCGAAGAAGCCGAGCCACCUAAGCGCCGUUUUGCGUGCUGAGGAGGAUAAGCGACCCAAGGCCGAUCUUGAGCGUUUAAUUGACGAGGCCGCUGAAUUGGCUACUUGGACUGCCUGCACUGAGAUUCCGAUGCUUUCCAUUUACGAAAAGACUGGAAUCCUCAAGAAGCACAUGCCCCGCGUCUACGAGGCCAUCCUUGCCAAAUUUGCCCUUUACUUCGGAACACAACAUGCGUCUCUUUCUGUAACGUCACCUCACCGCGAGGCUCUCUCUACUCCCGCUUCGAUGAGCCCCAACCCCGCCGGCCAGCUGCGAGUUCACCUGAUUUCCGCGCAGGAUGGCCGCGAGUCUGUUGUGGACCUGACCCGAACGCUCGCCGACAUGUCCCAGAAGGGCAAGCUGUCGCCUCGCGAUAUCUCCAUGGACCUGAUCGACGCUGAACUAUCAGAGGGCAUUAUGCCCGAGCCAGAUCUGCUGAUUCUAUUCAGUCCCUAUGUCGAACUCUCUGGCUACCCCCCUUGGCAGAUUCGUCUCACUGAGAUCUUCUGCCUGCAGGACAACGAGUCGUUCGGCUAUCAAGUCUUUGUCAAGGCUCUCCGCAACUUCUCGAGUGCCCAGUUCCGUCGCGGCAAAUAG
Molecule: messenger RNA, 981 nt
Organism: Cordyceps militaris CM01
Lineage: Eukaryota; Fungi; Ascomycota; Sordariomycetes; Hypocreales; Cordycipitaceae
Product: Di-trans-poly-cis-decaprenylcistransferase-like protein
Exons: 3
Coding region: 1-981 (326 amino acids)
Cellular component (GO): endoplasmic reticulum membrane; dehydrodolichyl diphosphate synthase complex
Molecular function (GO): ditrans,polycis-polyprenyl diphosphate synthase [(2E,6E)-farnesyl diphosphate specific] activity
Source: RefSeq, a predicted model, not a curated record